AUAGGCCCACCAUUACGAUUGGACACCCAAACGACCCCUACUUCAUGGAAUUACUUCAGUUCUCGGUGAACAUUAAAGUGCAUGCAUCACGCCUUAUAUAACAAACACACGGCUCUGAGACACAUUUCCAAGAGACACUAUUCAAACAAACAAACAAACAAGCAGAGGACGCCUGCGCGCUCUCCACUACGGCCGCGCCUGCGCACUGCGUAAGAUCCGGGCUCCGCUCAGCGGCAUGAACGCCAGUUUUCAAGAUGGCGGCGGAGGGAGGAGGGAAGGAGACGAACGAAAUCAAAACUCAAUUCACGACCCGCGAAGGCGUCUACAAACUCCUCACCCACUCGGAAUACAGCCGCCCGAACAGAGUGCCCUUCAACUCGCAGGGCUCCAACCCCGUCAAGGUGUCGUUCGUCAACGUCAACGACCAGUCGGGCAACGGCGACAGGAUCUGCUUCAAUGUGGGAAGGGAGCUCUACUUCUACAUCUACAAAGGCGUCCGAAAGGCUGCUGAUCUUAGCAAACCGAUAGAUAAGAGGAUAUACAAAGGAACGCAGCCGACAUGUCACGACUUCAACCCCCUCACGGCUACAGCUGACAGCGUCUCCCUGCUUGUGGGCUUUUCAGCCGGCCAGGUGCAGCUCAUCGACCCCAUAAAGAAGGAAACCAGCAAGCUAUUCAACGAAGAAAGGCUGAUCGACAAGUCGCGGGUCACCUGCGUCCGGUGGGUCCCCGGCUCCGAGAGCCUGUUCCUGGUGGCCCACUCCAGUGGGAGCAUGUACCUCUACAACGUGGAGAACACCUGCGGCACCACGCCGCCCAACUACCAGCUGCUCAAGCAAGGGGAGAACUACGCCGUGCACACCUGCAAGAGCAAGUCGGCCCGCAACCCCCUGCUUCGCUGGACGGUGGGCGAGGGCGCCCUCAACGAGUUUGCCUUCUCGCCCGACGGGAAGUUCCUGGCGUGCGCCAGCCAGGACGGCUUCCUGCGCGUGUUCGGCUUCGACGCCGCCGAGCUCCACGGGACCAUGAAGAGCUACUUCGGCGGGCUGCUCUGCGUGUGCUGGAGCCCCGACGGACAGUACAUCGUGGCCGGCGGGGAGGACGACCUGGUGACCGUGUGGUCGUUCUCGGACUGCAGGGUGAUCGCGCGCGGCCACGGGCACAAGUCGUGGGUGAGCGUGGUGGCGUUCGACCACUGCACCACCAGCGUGGAGGACAGCGACCUCCCGGCGGAGUUCAGUGGCAGCGACGAGGAGUACCACGAGCAGACUAACUUUGGGGUGGGGCGGGACCGGGCCAACAGCGCCCAGUCGCGGCUCUCCAAGAGGAACUCGACGGAUGGCAGGCCGGUGAGCGUCACCUACCGUUUCGGCUCGGUGGGCCAGGACACACAGAUGUGUCUGUGGGACCUCACAGAGGACAUUCUCUUCCCACAUCUUCCCCUAUCUCGGACCAGGACUCACACGAAUGUCAUGAGUGCCACCAGCUCCCCUGCGGCUGGCACCGUCACCGCUGCCACCACCACCGCCGCCGCCGCCUCGAGCGGGACGAAUGGCAGCAAUACGGGGAGCACUAGUGGUAAUAACAGUGGCAACACUACUAAUUCCCUUCCGGCCACCCUGCCGCGGUCUAACAGCCUACCACACUCCAACCCCCAAGGGGGCACUACACCCAACAGCCACCCGAGCAGCAACAGCAGCACCACCACGGCAACCCCCACGCCCACGCCCACCACUACCACCCCCGCCAGCAAGGGCGGCAGCAUCAUAGACAGCACCUUCAUCGCAACGGGGGUGAGCAAGUUCGCCACGCUGUCGUUGCACGACUCGCGCAAGGACCGCCACGAGAAGGACCACAAGAGGAACCACAGCAUGGGGCACAUCAACAGCAAGAGCAGCGACAAGCUCAACCAGCUCAGCUCCUCGCGGACGGCCAAGGCCGACGCGGCAAAGACCCUGGGGACCACCCUGUGCCCCCGCAUGGAGGAGGUGCCCCUGCUGGAGCCGCUGGUGUGCAAGAAGAUCGCGCACGAGAGACUCACCGUGUUGAUAUUCCUGGAGGACUGUCUGGUCACAGCGUGUCAGGAAGGCUUUGUUUGCACAUGGGCCCGGCCCGGGAAAGUGGUUUGAACGGCUGUUGAAGACUUGCCUCUUUCCGGAUGAUGACCCCCCCCCUCCCACUUGUGUGCCAACUACACCCCUCACCUUUUUAAUGUAUAAAAAAAAAAAAUCACUGCCUGGUUGGUUAUCAAAGUGUCUCUGCCUGUCUUGUCUUUCCACAGGGAUUGCUCUCAUCCCAGAGCCACACGGCCACCCCUCCCAGAGGGACCGUAGUAUAGCCCAGGUGCUGCUGGUCCACAGCUCCACAGCCCGACUAAGGGUGUUGAUCCGGGCCAGGCCCCGCAGCGCUGCUCCGUUAGCACACACCGCGAGCGCCGUCCCCGCCGCCGCCAGGAUGCCCCGACACUCGGGUUGCUUUACAUUCAAUAGCAAAUAAUUGGCCAAUCUGGUCGAAACCUGCAGCUUACUGGCCGAGAGAGAGAAGGGCAUUUGGGAGUGAGCAUGAAAGGUGGUCUAGGAGAUCGUAAGGGGAGGGAAGUGUGUUGGUGUGUUGAGUGUAAUCAAAUAGGCAUCAUUUAGGAAAUAGGCUAGACUUGGCCUGUUGAGGGGCCUGUUGGUUUAGGAGUAGGCAAGGCACAUCUUCAUGUAAGCUUUGACAUCUGUGCAAGCUUACAUUGUACGUCAGGAUGACCAAGGCGUGUGCGUGCGUGUGUGUGUGUGUGUGUGUGUGUGUGUGUGUGUGUGUGUUGCACCUAUAUCAUCUAAUCUGCCAUGGACUGCAGAUAAUGAGGGAAGACGGCAAGGGGUCGCUUUAGUCCCGGGCCUCGGAGAGUGCGGUGGCUUCUCAUCCCUGUGUUGUUCCUCAACUACAGAAAAGCUUUUAAACCUAAUCAGAUCACCCAUCUUAACUAUAUUUUGCACUGUUUGUUGUGUCUGUCUUACUGUUGGGUUUUCCAUUCAUUUACGAUUUGGGAUGAGGUGCGUCGACACGUGAGCGAAUUCAAAUCAAAGACGGCUUCAGAAGCACUUCACACAUGACUCGUGUAACACCCCCCCCCCCUGCUCUCGACGCUGGAUGCUGCAAUCUGUUUUUGUCUUUAUUUUUUAGAAAAAUUGUUUGCACUUAAUAGUUUGAGGAGAAUGGCUUUACAACUGAGUGUCUAAGGACUUCCUGUUAGGGUUGUUGAAAUAUAGGAUUAAAAAACAUUUGUAUCUAUUGAACAUAUAUUUUAAUAUUGUUUAUGAUUAAAUGGGUUCUGUAUUAUUUAUGUAUAUAUUGUAAUUCUAUGAUUUAUGGGUGAAAUGGUUAUUAAACUAGUAAAUUUCAGAAAAAAUAGCGAUAUUUCUAAUACAGAAAAUAUACAUAUUAAAAAUGAAUAACGAAUAUGCAGGUUAUGUUUUUUUUGUCUUCUGUUGUAUAUAAGAGAAUUCAGGUGUAUUUUUCCUUAACGAAAUGUUUAUAUAGAAGAAGAGUCUAUGAAAUCCUCUUAUUUAACAGGUAGCGCUGACUACUAGCAAGCCUGUUGCUGCAGAUGCUAAUGACCUAGGCAGGUAGGCGGGUCUUCCGCACCCUUAUUCAGCCAUCACUCAGAGCUCAGGUACACCACAGGUUAAGGCAAACAUAGCCCCUCCCAUCAGUUCGCAUCAGUCCCAUUCGGAAAGAACCAUCGAUGUGAAAUCACUUAGACCGAGACUGAUAGAGCGCCAUGCGUGCAUGGGGGCAGUGGGAGCUCAUAACAUACGCUGAACUGGUGAACCGUCAGUUGACACUGUGUCCAUUAUUGACGAUUGUCAAUACUGGAUGGGGGUGUGUGUGUGCGUGGGUGUGCUUAAGGUGAACGACUUCAUGAGGAAAUCUUAGUGGGAGCCUUUUCCUCAAUGUGACGCCUAUUAAACAGCUUUGACUGACCAUG
This is a messenger RNA of Gadus morhua (Atlantic cod), 3973 nucleotides long. Its product is annotated as WD repeat-containing protein 20. The record is from RefSeq and is a predicted model, not a curated record. Lineage: Eukaryota; Metazoa; Chordata; Actinopteri; Gadiformes; Gadidae. Gene Ontology annotation, molecular function: protein binding. Bases 255 to 2129 code for a protein of 624 amino acids. The transcript has 4 exons.